AUGUCUCUGCCAAGUCGACAGACAGCUAUUGUUAACCCUCCUCCACCAGAGUAUAUAAAUACCAAGAAAAAUGGGCGAUUGACAAAUCAACUGCAGUAUCUACAAAAAGUUGUUCUAAAGGCUUUAUGGAAGCAUAGUUUUUCUUGGCCUUUUCGACAUCCUGUGGAUGCUGUGAAACUAAAGUUGCCUGAUUACUAUACCAUUAUUAAAAAACCAAUGGAUUUAAAUACAAUUAAGAAGCGCUUGGAGAAUAAAUAUUAUGUGAAGGCUUCAGAAUGUGUAGAAGACUUCAAUACAAUGUUCUCAAAUUGUUAUUUGUACAACAAGCCUGGAGAUGACAUUGUUGUUAUGGCACAAACUCUAGAGGAGUUGUUUAUGCAGCAAUUACCUCAGAUGCCCCAAGAAGAGCAAGUUGUGGGUGGUAAGGAAAGAAUAAAGAAAGGUAAGCCAAGAGGCACUCAUCAAAAUGUAGCAGUUACUUCAGCUAAAGAAAAACCAUCCGCCAAAGCAACAGAAAAAGUAUUUAAGCAGCAAGUGAUUCCCUCUGCGUUUGCUGAGACACCUGUUUCUCCCUUAAGCAUGCCACAAGGGGCGCCACUCAACUGUAGCUCACAAACUGUGGCCCAGGUUACAAGGGGUGUGAAGAGGAAAGCAGAUACAACAACUCCUACAUCUUCAGUAGUUAAAUCAAGUAGUGAAUCUUCUCCAGCACUUAUAGAAAAAAAAUCAAUGAGAAUGCCACCCGUAAAAGAGAAUGUGCUGAAGAAUGCUUUGCCUGAUUCUCAGCAACAGUAUAAAGUUGUAAAGACUGCUAAAGUAACCGAACAAUUAAGGCGCUGUAGUGAGAUUCUUAAAGAAAUGCUUGGAAAGAAACAUUUAUCAUAUGCAUGGCCUUUUUAUAAUCCUGUUGAUGUUAAGGCUUUGGGAAUUCAUAACUACUAUGACAUUGUCAAAAAUCCAAUGGAUCUUGGAACUAUUAAGGAAAAAAUGGACAACCAAGACUAUAAGGAUGCAUAUGAAUUUGCUGCAGAUGUUAGAUUAAUGUUCAUGAAUUGCUACAAAUACAAUCCUCCAGAUCAUGAAGUAGUGACAAUGGCAAGAAUGCUGCAGGAUGUUUUUGAAAUGCAUUUUGCAAAGAUCUCUGAUGUACCUGUUGAGAGUAUGCCAGUAUGUUACGUUAAAACAGAUACCACAAAAACCCUUGGUAGAGAAAGCAGUAGUGAGGCUUCUUCUGAAGAUAACUUUUCUGAUGAUUCUGAAGAUGAACGAGUUCAGCAUCUUGCAAAGCUUCAGAAGCAGCUGAAGGCUGUUCAUCAACAGCUACAGGUUCUGUCCCAAGUACCUUUCCGUAAGCUAAAGAAAAAAAAUGAAAAGUCUAAAAGGGAAAAGAAAAAAAAGGUUAAUAGCAAAGAUGAAAAUCCAAGGAAAAAGUUUAAGCAAAUGAAACUAAAGGAAAAGUCCAAGAGCAAUCAACCAAAGAAAAGGAAACAACAGCUCUUGGCUCUGAAAUUUGAAGAUGAUGAUAAUGCUAAACCUAUGAACUAUGAUGAGAAAAGGAAAUUAAGUUUGGAUAUAAACAAACUCCCUGGAGAUAAACUUGGGCGAGUAGUUCACAUAAUACAAUCAAGAGAGCCUUCACUGAGAAACUCCAAUCCUGAUGAGAUAGAGAUAGAUUUUGAAACACUGAAAGCAUCAACACUAAGAGAACUAGAAAAAUAUGUUGUGGCAUGUCUAAGAAAAAGACCACUAAAACCUCAUACUAAGAAAAUAAUGAAGUCCAAAGAAGAACUUCAUUCACAGAAAAAACAGGAGUUGGAAAAGCAAUUACUAGCCAUCAGUAAUCAGCUAAAUUCUAGAAAACGUCUAACAAAAUCUGAGAAAAUGCAAUCAUCCAAAGCCGCUGGAAGUGGUUCCCGGUUGAGUGAGAGCAGCAGCAGCAGCAGCAGUAGCAGCUGCAGCAGCAGGAGCAGCAGCAGCAGCAGCAGCAGCUCCUCAGAAUCUGAGAGUAGUAGCAGUGAUUCCGAAUCAGAAAUGUUUCCUAAAUUUACUGGAGUAAAACAGAAUGAUUCUCCUAAAGAGAAUGUAAAGAAAAUGAAGAAAGAAUAUAUACUGCCUGAAGGAGGGACAGGCUUCACAGAGGAGCAGCUACAAUCCUCUGUGCAAGAUACAUCUGCUAAAACUACUCUUGUUCAUCAGACCACACAGUUAUAUGGAAUACCACCAAAUCACCACCAGUUAGCAUUUAACUAUCAAGAAUCAGAACAUUUACAGACUGUGAAAAACAUCUCGCCUUUACAAAUUCUGCCUCCCUCAGGUGAUUCUGAACAACUCUUGAAUGGCCUAACUGUGAUGCAUCCGUCUGAUGACAAUGACACAGUGGUGUUAGAAUCUCAACGUCAAGUUCCUGUGCAAAAGGAUAUAAAGAUAAAGAAUGCAGACUCUUGGAGAAGUUUAGGCAAACCAGUGAAAACAGCAGGUGUACUGAAAUCAUCAGAUGAGCUCUUCAACCAAUUCAGAAAAGCAGCAAUAGAAAAGGAAGUAAAAGCCCGAACACAGGAACUAAUACGGAAACAUCUGGUACAAAAUACUAAGGAACCAAAAGUAUCUCAAGAAAAUCAGAGGGACGUUGGAAAUGGAUUGACUCUAGAAUCUUUUUCAAGUAAAAUACAAAAUAAGUGCCAUGGAGAAGAGCAGAAAGAACAUCAGCAGUCAUUGGAAGUUCAAGAUAAAAGCAAACCUUGGCUUCUGAAAAAUCGUAAUUUAGCAAGGGAGAAAGAGCAAGAGCGGAGGCGGAGAGAAGCAAUGGCGGGUACCAUUGAUAUGACUCUUCAAAGCGACAUUAUGACAAUGUUUGAAAACAACUUUGAUUAA
Cynocephalus volans (Philippine flying lemur) is the source of this 2871-nucleotide messenger RNA. It is a transcript of the gene BRDT, whose product is annotated as bromodomain testis associated. Gene Ontology annotation, biological process: chromatin remodeling; regulation of DNA-templated transcription. The transcript is spliced from 18 exons. NCBI's taxonomy places the organism in Eukaryota, Metazoa, Chordata, Mammalia, Dermoptera, Cynocephalidae. The record is from RefSeq and is a predicted model, not a curated record. Bases 1 to 2871 code for a protein of 956 amino acids. Gene Ontology annotation, cellular component: chromatin; nucleus.